Molecule: messenger RNA, 1553 nt
Organism: Sinocyclocheilus rhinocerous
Lineage: Eukaryota; Metazoa; Chordata; Actinopteri; Cypriniformes; Cyprinidae
Product: serine/threonine-protein phosphatase PP1-beta catalytic subunit-like
Exons: 7
Coding region: 16-993 (325 amino acids)
Biological process (GO): regulation of circadian rhythm; circadian regulation of gene expression
Cellular component (GO): cytoplasm; nucleus
Molecular function (GO): protein serine/threonine phosphatase activity
Source: RefSeq, a predicted model, not a curated record
UGACUGUUUGAGUAAAUGUGGUUUCUGCGGAUGUUAACGCUGCUGUCCGAUGUUUCGUCAGUGCGAGGAUGCCGUCCAGGGAAGAUCGUUCAGAUGACGGAGGCGGAGGUUCGGGGAUUGUGCAUUAAAUCACGCGAGAUCUUCCUCAGUCAGCCCAUCCUGCUGGAGCUGGAGGCUCCGCUCAAGAUCUGCGGUGACAUCCACGGCCAGUACACGGAUCUGCUGCGGCUCUUCGAGUACGGCGGCUUCCCUCCGGAGGCCAACUAUCUGUUCCUGGGAGAUUACGUGGACCGAGGGAAGCAGUCGCUGGAGACCAUCUGCCUGCUGCUGGCUUACAAGAUCAAGUACCCCGAGAACUUCUUCCUGCUCCGCGGGAACCACGAGUGCGCCUCCAUCAACCGCAUCUACGGCUUCUACGACGAGUGCAAGCGCAGGUUUAAUAUCAAGCUGUGGAAGACGUUCACCGACUGCUUCAACUGUCUGCCGAUCGCCGCUAUCGUGGACGAGAAGAUCUUCUGCUGCCACGGAGGUCUUUCACCCGAUCUUCAGUCGAUGGAGCAGAUCAGACGCAUCAUGAGACCGACGGACGUACCUGACACAGGGCUGCUGUGUGAUCUGCUGUGGUCGGACCCUGAUAAAGACGUUCAGGGUUGGGGUGAAAACGAUCGUGGCGUGUCCUUCACCUUCGGUGCGGAUGUGGUCAGCAAAUUCCUCAACCGGCACGAUCUGGAUCUCAUCUGCCGUGCGCAUCAGGUGGUCGAGGACGGUUACGAGUUCUUCGCCAAACGCCAGCUGGUCACGUUGUUCUCGGCGCCGAAUUAUUGCGGCGAGUUUGACAACGCUGGAGGAAUGAUGAGCGUCGACGAGACCCUGAUGUGCUCCUUCCAGAUCCUGAAGCCGUCGGAGAAGAAGGCGAAGUAUCAGUACGGCGGGAUGAACUCGGGGCGACCCGUGACUCCGCCCAGAACGGCCACGCCCCCAAAGAAGCGCUGAGGGGGCGGAGCCACAACUCUGAUCUGGCAUGAAGACUGUCUUGAAAAUACAAAUGUAGUUAGAAAUCACACGUUGUUUUUUUUUCUUUUAAGGCAUAUUUUAUUUUGCGUUUGGUUUGAUUUGACUUCCUCUGAGUCUCGCUGUGUGCUGCUUUCGUUUGACUGUCUGUAACGUCAUGUUUCGCAGUGUUUGAACGCUCGCUCUGGUCACGUAUCAGGGCGCUUCAUUGCAGCUUUUCUCGACUGCUCUGCGUCUAACAGGACGAUGUGCAUUGACUAGGUGUUUUUGUAGUCAGGCGUUUCACUCUUCGGGCCUGUUUGAGUCAAACCGGUUCAUAACAUCUGGAUUUUCAGUAAUAAAGUUUAACAAACCUUUGACGUGCCAGUAUGUUUUGAAGCCUCUUGUAUGAUGUGUCUCUUUAAACUGUGUGCCUUUAUUAGUUUAUACUAAAACUGUGUGCUUCACUGGUGAUGAAGAAGCAGAUGUUUGUCUGUAUGUAGUCAGACUGUACUGUAUGGAAACCCGUUUAUAUGAAGAAUAAAGAAAAAAGGUCAUUGCAA